Molecule: messenger RNA, 1074 nt
Organism: Chelmon rostratus (copperband butterflyfish)
Lineage: Eukaryota; Metazoa; Chordata; Actinopteri; Chaetodontiformes; Chaetodontidae
Product: neurogenic differentiation factor 2-like
Exons: 1
Coding region: 1-1074 (357 amino acids)
Biological process (GO): regulation of DNA-templated transcription; nervous system development
Molecular function (GO): protein dimerization activity
Source: RefSeq, a predicted model, not a curated record
AUGUUGAGCCGUCUGUUCAGCGAGGUGCUGCCGGACGUCCAGAGGCUCGCGGCCGACUGGGUGGAGGACCACGAGAACGAUGACUGCAAGGCCAAGGAGGACGAGCACGAGCCCUGCCACCUCGGGGACGACGAGCUGGACGAGCCCCUGGAGGGCAGCAGCCGAGCUGAGUCUGAGAUGGCCGGCGACGACGACGAGGACGACGACGCCGAAGAAGAGGAGUGCGAGGAUGAGAACAGCGGAGACAAGCCCAAGAAGCGCGGCCCAAAGAAGCGCAAGAUGACAGCGGCGCGCGUGGAGCGCUCCAAGGUGCGCCGGAUGAAGGCGAACGCGCGGGAGCGCACGCGCAUGCACGAUUUGAAUUCCGCGCUGGACAAUCUGCGCAAAGUGGUGCCAUGCUACUCCAAAACCCAAAAACUCUCAAAGAUAGAGACUCUGAGGCUGGCCAAGAAUUACAUACUGGCCCUUGGGGAGAUUUUACGCAACGGGAAACGUCCAGAUGUGGUGACCUACGUCCAGAUGUUGUGUAAAGGCCUGUCCCAGCCCACUACCAACCUGGUGGCAGGCUGUCUGCAGCUCAACACCAGGAACUUCCUGACUGAACAGUGUCCAGAUGGAGCCCGCUUCCACAUGCCCAGCUCUCCGUUCUCCGUCCACCCUUACUCCUACCGGUGUUCCCGCCUCUCCAGUCCUCACUACCAGCCGGGAACCGGAGCGAUUAACUUGCGGAGCCAUUCCUACGGUCCUGGGUACGAGGCCGUGUACCCGCCGGGCGGGACUUCACCUGAUUACAGCAGCCCGGACUACGAGGGCCAGCACAGCCCGCCCGUCUGCCUGAACGGCGGACUGUCCGGGAGACAGCAGGAGACCUCUGAGACAGACAGGAACUAUCAUUACUCUAUGCAUUAUUCCGGACUGGCCACGUCUCGACCCAGCCACAGCCUCCCCUUUGGGCCCUCGGGAGCGCGCAGCGGAGGUGCGCACUCGGAAAACAUUCCACCUUUCCACGACGUGCACUUGCACCAUGACAGGGCGCCCCCGUAUGAGGAUCUCAAUGCAUUUUUCCACAACUGA